GAUGAAUGGAUGAAAUGUCAACGAAGUUGGUUAUAUUUAGAAAGUAUAUUUUCUGCACCAGAUAUUCAACGUCAAUUACCUAGUGAAUCAAAAAGUUUUAUGUCUGUUGAUAAAUCCUAUAAAGAUAUAAUGCGUAAAAUACAAAAAGUUCCAUUAGCUAUACGUGCUGCAACACAACCUGGUUUAUAUGAUACAUUACGUAAUAAUAAUCAAUUAUUAGAUCAAAUACAAAAAUGUCUUGAAGCUUAUUUAGAAUCAAAACGUUCCAUAUUUCCACGUUUUUAUUUUUUAUCUAAUGAUGAAUUAUUAGAAAUUUUAGCACAAACCCGUAAUCCAUUAGCUGUACAACCACAUUUAAGAAAAUGUUUUGAUGCUAUUAUGAAAUUAGAAUUUGGUAUAACAUCAGAUUCUAUGAAUAAAG
Schistosoma curassoni is the source of this 421-nucleotide messenger RNA. The record is from the annotation of a GenBank genome assembly. Lineage: Eukaryota; Metazoa; Platyhelminthes; Trematoda; Strigeidida; Schistosomatidae.